Molecule: messenger RNA, 621 nt
Organism: Melospiza melodia melodia
Lineage: Eukaryota; Metazoa; Chordata; Aves; Passeriformes; Passerellidae
Cellular component (GO): intermediate filament
Molecular function (GO): structural constituent of cytoskeleton
Source: RefSeq, a predicted model, not a curated record
AUGCCAUCAAUUGAGAUUGAGAUUGAGAUUGAGAUUGAGAUUGAGAUUGAGAUUGAGAUUGAGAUUGAGAUUGAGAUUGAGAUUGAGAUUGAGAUUGAGAGAAACCUGGUGACAGAGACCAACCCUCAUCUGGCUACAAACACCCUUCAGGAAGUUGUAGAGACCAGCAUAAAAGCCGGCCCAGACCCUCUCUCCCUCACACACUUCUCCUCAAGCCUUCUACUCCUGUUCUGCAGACAACCAGGCACCCUCCACACCACACCCAUGGCCUGCUACAACCGCUGCACUCCCUGCGGACCCACCCCGCUGGCCAACAGCUGCAACGAGCCCUGUGCCCUGCAAUGCCAGGAUUCCCGCGUCAUCAUUAACCCUUCCCCUGUGCUGGUCACCCUGCCAGGACCCAUCAUGACCUCCUUCCCCCAGAACACCGCCGUCGGAUCCACCUCCUCUGCUGCUCUGGGCACUGAGCUCAGUGUGCAGGGACAGCCCAUCUCUGGGGGAUUUGGUGGCUUUGGUGGCUUUGGCUAUGGCCUUGGCUAUGGCCGUGGAUUCGGCUAUGGGCAGGGCUAUGGCUAUGGCCUGGGCUGCUAUGGCAGAAGGGGCUAUGGCUACAACUGCUAA